Molecule: messenger RNA, 700 nt
Organism: Salvia miltiorrhiza (redroot sage)
Lineage: Eukaryota; Viridiplantae; Streptophyta; Magnoliopsida; Lamiales; Lamiaceae
Exons: 1
Coding region: 295-606 (103 amino acids)
Cellular component (GO): nucleus; cytoplasm
Source: RefSeq, a predicted model, not a curated record
UAAUUAGUCAUUAAAUUUAGGUAUAAAAUACUUGUUUUACCAGCUCAACGUAUUUGCGAAUCCGAGGCAAGCCGAGUGAAAUACGACAACAUUUGACCCAGAUCUGAUUCUCUUCUGUUUCCAGCAAAGCGUGUGCACACCACGUGCCCCUUAUUAAUAACCCUACGCCCCCUCUCCCCUACUUAACAUUCACACCUCUCUAUUUCUGUUCUCCCCCCAAAUCAAACCCCUAAUCUUCAGUCUUCACGCACAAAAGAGAAAAACCCCCGAAUUUUCCUCAACUUCUGAUCCGAUAUGGAGAGCAGAAAUCUCUCCGGCCGGCGGCAGCAGCUCAGCCGACUGCAGCGGAGGGCGCCGGCGUCCAUUCAGAUCAAUCCGGUCACGGAGUGGAACGUGGCGAUACCGCUUCUAUCGCCGUUGGUUCAGUCGCCCAACAAUCUGACGGCGGAUAUCAAGGCUUGUUCCAGUAGCGGAAAGGAGUCGGCGGCCGCGGAAAAGCCGGCUGCGGUGGUGAUGAAGAAGUGGCAGCACCCCGCCGCGCCGUUCUGUUACGAGCCGACGCCGUUUUUGCCCUUUGUUUGUACAGGAAGCUCAGAUAGACGAUAAUAUUUCUAUUUGCCUUUUUUCUUUUCUAUUUUGGGGGGACAUUUUUGUCAAUAUGAAGAUUUGCUGUUAAUGUUAUCCUUUACGGUGCGUUUAA